Molecule: messenger RNA, 1432 nt
Organism: Symbiodinium sp. CCMP2456
Lineage: Eukaryota; Dinophyceae; Suessiales; Symbiodiniaceae
Source: the annotation of a GenBank genome assembly
GACAUGGACGGCCCUAUGCAGUUGACCCGUCCAAGGCAGAUCCGCGUCCUCUUGGACGUCACCAUCCACGAGUUCCCCUGCAUCGACCUGAGUCUGGACUACCAGGAUGCCAUGGGUAACCGGCAGACGGACAUCCGGACCGGCGUCCUAAAGCAGAGGCUGAAGAAGGAUGGCACCCCCGUCGGCGAGGUUGUCAACAAUGAUCCCAAGACCGCCAAGAUCAUGGCGGCUGCGUCAAAUCCCAGUAUCCGCAACGAUACCGGCAACGUUACCUGUGGGGACUGCUAUGGCGCUUUGCCGGACGGAGAGUGCUGCAACACUUGCUCCGACGUGCUUUAUGCAUAUCGCAUGAAGCGAUGGGCACUCCCACGAAUAGAGAGUAUCAAGCAGUGCCAGCAGGAUGGCACAUCAAAGUCUUCGUACCAGCCGCCGCAGAUUGCGCGACUGCAGGACUACAAAGCUGAAGACUACUUCCACAACUUCAAGACCAUUGGUAGCAUGGCUCCGGCUGGCAGUGAGUCUGGCGUGACGGCGCCGCUGAAGUUGAACUUGAGCUUGAACCUGCAGAACAUCACCUUCAAGCCCUUAAACUUGAAGCCGCUGGCAUCGUUGCACCUGGACGAUGGCUGGGACGACUGGGGCGACGACUACGACUACGACGACUACCUCUACGGGUCCAACCGCAAAGAGAAGGAGGCAAACAGAAGCCGCUCCUGGCCAGACUGCGUUAGGCGCAACACCAUGGUGAACGGGCACGACAUCGGGGAGGCUCUGAUGGAGGACUUGACGAAGUUCGGUGCCAAGGAUGGCUGCUGGAAGGACAACUGUAGCCACACUGACAAGUUCAACAGCGACACCAUGGAACACUGUGCUCAAGUUUGCGACAAGGUUGCCCGCUGCUCCUGGUGGACUUGGGGUAUCGAGGAGUUCGCGGCGACGUGCUGGCUGCGAACGGGCAAGCGCUACCACACAAAACGCUAUGGCUUCUCUUCUGGCAGCAGAAACUGCACGGCUGCACUGAAGAAUCCCUCUUCGACAAGCACCACCACUACCACGCCCCCGACUACGACGACGACAUCGCAGGAAGAGGGCCCGCCGGCACAGCCGCGUCGUCUCUCCUCCUAUGACGACUUGGGCUCCGACUACGUCUAUGGGUCUUUGAUGCACAUGCCCAUGUUCGAGUGGCACGACCAGGAAAGCGAGAGGCGACGCGAGCAGAAGGGGGAGAGCUGCCGCAUCCACGGCCACUUCGAUGUGAACAGGGUUCCUGGCAACUUUCACAUCGGCACUCAUGGCGCCUCCGUUCCGUCGUAUUUGACAUUCUACGAUGAGCCGUCCCCUCCACAGCAGAAUAUGCGGCACACCAUCCACAAGCUGGCAUUUGUGGACACAGUGGAAAACUUCUUCGUGGAUCUGAAGCAGCCCAUUGACA